Molecule: messenger RNA, 1476 nt
Organism: Akanthomyces muscarius
Lineage: Eukaryota; Fungi; Ascomycota; Sordariomycetes; Hypocreales; Cordycipitaceae
Exons: 4
Coding region: 1-1476 (491 amino acids)
Cellular component (GO): cytoplasm; nucleoplasm
Source: RefSeq, a predicted model, not a curated record
AUGGAUCCUCCAGGAAGAGUCGUAACGGACGAAGAGAGAAAAUCAGGCGACAAUGGAUCAUACAAGAAGCAGAUCCGAACAGGAGAUGACCAAACCGGGGUUUUUCUGAAUAUGCUGAGACAGAAACACUUGGCAUCGAAGAACGCGCUAGAAAGUCUAGAGGAAGUCGACUUGGGGGAACUACCCGAGGACGACAGAACGUGCGUGAUUUGCUACAAUGAGUACGAAACACAAAGCCCCGAGGGUUUUUAUGAGAAGCCCACCAGGCUUCCCAAGUGCAAGCACAUAUUCGGCGACCGUUGUAUUCGAAGGUGGUUUGAGGAAUCGGACCGGUGUCCUUAUUGCCGCGAGAGGCUGCACGAUGCCCGCGCACCGCCAUCCACUCGGGUUUUCUUGGACAUGAUUAGAAUUAGAGGCUGGACGGAGGGCUCAGCGAUGGCUGAAGACUUUUACCGACGAAUUAUGGCCGGUGAAGAUGUUCGCCCUAUUAUUCGGCGCGGCGUGGGCGCCAGACGUCCUCCUCCGGACAAUGACGAGUACGACAACUCAUCUCGUAGGACCCGACAGCGUCGUUCCAGUCCGCCUGCCGUCGAGCAAGAGCUUCCGUUGCCCACGCAGAGCCGUUCCCGUCCGUUGAGCGCCGAGCAAGAGCCUCCGUUGCCUAGACAGAGUCCUGGAAGUCUACGCCAAGCAAUACAACAAUGGGCCACACCAAACUCGCCCGUACAGGCAUCGCCGACGCAGAUAGGAAACUGGUCAAACACCCGUCUCCCUAUGGUGUCUGCACGUCCUGAGCCGCCCGGCCGUACCGUGGAGGAUCAUCCGUUGCGACAUCACUUUACGAGUCGUGCAGAUCUGCAUCGAGCAAUGCAACAACAGCAACAAGCCACUUCGCACUCGCGCAGACAAGCAUCGCCGAUGCAUACAGAAGUUUCUUCCAACCCUUGGGUCUCCAUGGGGUCUGCACCUCCUGGGCCGCCCAGUAGUAUCACGCAAAAUGCUCCGUCACAGUAUCAAUCGAACCCUUGGCUCUCUAUGAGUUCCGCGCCUCCUGGUCCGCCCGGUGGUAUCGUGCAGAAUGCUCCGUUGCGGUAUCCGUCGUCAAACCCUUGGCUCUCCGCAGGAUUUGCGCCUCCUGGGCCGCCCAGUAGUAUUGCACAGAAUGCUCCAUUGCGGUAUCAAUCUCCGGCUCGGCCCGCUCAAUCAACGGUAGUGUACCAGCCAAAUUGGGCAGUACAUCCAUCGACGACACGCCAGGGCACGUUCACAACAAAUGUCGGCGCGGCUGCGAACUUGUAUUCCAUGCCGAAUCCGCUGCAAUAUGGCGCCCAAGCAUCACAGAUGGGACAUGGGGUCCCCACCGAGACUCCUAUGAAUUCGUACGAGCAGAUGUUAUAUGCGGCUUCAGCCGAGACUCCUAUGAAUCAGCACGGGUACAUGGAGGACACGUACCCAAGGGAACGGGGCUUCAUAUGA